AUGGAGGGAGACAACAAAGCCCUUCAAAUAAGCGCCCUGUCUCUGGGUCUUCUCAUUUUCGGUGCGGCGUGCAUUGCAACCGAACUCUUCUGGGCUCGGAAACCCUUGAUCCCAGUACAUUUGUUGCUGAAGGAGCUGGGACUUUACUGUCUCAUCCAGUUUCUAUUCCAUUCAGGUCGAACGGCUCUCGUGGUCAACAUCAUUCCCUAUUUUAUCCGUGUCGAAGGCGCCAGCGACUUCCUCUCCUCGAUGAUGUACGUUCAGGUCGCUGUGGGGGUUUCGGUGGGAGGAGUGAUUUCCAGCUUAAUCAUUAAACGGUGCGUUGUCCUGGAUAUGUUUUCCACCGACAUCGGCUUAGACAUAAACAGCACGGGAAGAUACAAGACGAUGGCUGUCGUAUCACUCAUCAUCACUAUACUAUCAUUCUUGCUCAUAUUCCUCAGCUGGCGUGAUGGUUGUACACUCUGGGAAUCCUCUAUCCUCUUUUUUGUGGGGCUCGCACCGGGGAUUCUGUUUUCGUCUCUGUUCAUUGGCAUGUCGAAUAGCUCGGCAACGGACUGCAUUGCUUCCUGCAUUGGGACCUUCUAUCUCAGUCAGCAGCUUGGGAUAAUCGUUGGUUCUGCAUGCGGUUCCGCUUUGAUUCAAGGCCUGUUCAAAAUGAACCUUGCAGCUCAAAUGGAGGGCACUUCAUACUGGAAGGAUAUUCCGAACAUUCUCAAUGAUGUCAAGUUCUCGCAGACAUUACCACCCCCCGAACAAGAACUCGUGAAGUCGAGUUAUCUGGCUAGCUUUCAAUAUGUACCUGUGUUUGCAGCGGCAACUACUCUAACAACGUUGCCCAUAUUCCUGUGUCUUAAGGAGAAGAGGCUAGAGUAA
Messenger RNA from Aspergillus melleus, 876 nucleotides. RefSeq lists its product as uncharacterized. Bases 1 to 876 code for a protein of 291 amino acids. The record is from RefSeq and is a predicted model, not a curated record. Gene Ontology annotation, biological process: transmembrane transport; basic amino acid transport. NCBI's taxonomy places the organism in Eukaryota, Fungi, Ascomycota, Eurotiomycetes, Eurotiales, Aspergillaceae. The transcript is spliced from 4 exons. Gene Ontology annotation, molecular function: basic amino acid transmembrane transporter activity. Gene Ontology annotation, cellular component: fungal-type vacuole membrane.